This is a messenger RNA of Dermacentor andersoni, 870 nucleotides long. The record is from RefSeq and is a predicted model, not a curated record. NCBI's taxonomy places the organism in Eukaryota, Metazoa, Arthropoda, Arachnida, Ixodida, Ixodidae.
AUGGCGUUCGGGCUCCUGCGAUGGCUUUUCGCCGCCGUGGUCGCUGCGCUGCGGUUCGCGUUGCGCGGCGCCCGCAGCGACCCCUUCAACGUGGCAGCCGAAGGCCAGCUGUCGGCGUCCACUGAGGAGCCCGACGUCGAAGAUCUAAAAAGACUCAACAGGCACCACAAGCGAGCCUUGCAUCUGCUGCGAUAUGCCAUCGCAUACGAUGAGGAGAAUGGCGAUCUCAAGGAACUGGCCAUCGGGCUCUACCGUAACGGUAGUGAGCAGCUCCAGAAGGGUAUUGCUAUUGACUUCUCCCAAGGACAAGAAGAUAUGGUGCGGAUAGAGUACCUCAGCGAUGAGGUGCCCUCGCAUGCGGGCUUGGCCCGGCGCCCGGCCAAACCGAAGCGGCGUCAGUGGCAGAAGGUGGUCACCCCGAAAGCCGCAGAGCCGAUCAGUGACGGCCCCUCGUGGCUGAAAAGGGCCAUGAACGGCGUCGGGAUGGCCACCCAGCUGUUCCCAGAUCUGAGGGUACCAGCCAAGCGCCUGUUGCUCACUGGGCCAACAGGCAAUGGCAAGCCAAUUCUGGCCAAGGCAGUGGCCCACGAGUCUCACUGCACGUGCCUCGACAUCGGUGCAGCUUCGUUCACUUCUAAAUGCCUCCACACAAGGAGUGAAGAGUGGAUUCUCGUGAUGGCUGUCACAAACAGGCCUCAAGAGUUGGACGCUGCUGCACUAAGCCUGCGACCCCGGGGAUUUCUUAGCCAGCAAGACAUUUAUGGCUACGUUUCGAUGCUGAACGCCACUUGCAAGAAGGAGGAGACGACGAUACACUGCUGUGCCAAGAUCUCUAUGCCACCAUUCCAGAAGGCUGGCCAGACGCAUUAA